This is a messenger RNA of Pleurotus ostreatus (oyster mushroom), 1800 nucleotides long. RefSeq lists its product as uncharacterized. The transcript has 6 exons. Gene Ontology annotation, cellular component: nuclear pore; nuclear pore cytoplasmic filaments; cytoplasm. Gene Ontology annotation, molecular function: phospholipid binding; translation initiation factor binding; inositol hexakisphosphate binding. The record is from RefSeq and is a predicted model, not a curated record. Gene Ontology annotation, biological process: regulation of translational termination; regulation of translational initiation; poly(A)+ mRNA export from nucleus. Bases 1 to 1800 code for a protein of 599 amino acids. Lineage: Eukaryota; Fungi; Basidiomycota; Agaricomycetes; Agaricales; Pleurotaceae.
AUGCGUUUCAGUGCUCCUCGUUCAAUAUCGCCAUCGCCAUCGCGGGCUUCCAAGAGACGGACGUUGAAGCAGCGUAGGAGGUCGUCUACUUUCGGCCUGCAAUCCGACUCGGAUGAUUCAGAUUAUGACUCUGACCGAAGCUACGCUUCAGAGCUGUCUGAUUCGGCCUCUGUGGCGAGCUCCAGUUUUUCCUCCUCUGGAUCAUUCAUGUAUAAGUCCGAGUUAGAGGUGCAAACUCAGCCGAGGCCAUCAGAAGCACGCAAUUCCCUGAGCUCCUCUGAACGCCGAUAUGUUGACGAGACGAUUUCUGCUAUACGAUUGCGUACACGACACCAUGACCCCUACGAGGAAUGGGAGAAGGAUACACGACGGGAUGCAUUCCUCUCAGCUCGGAAAGAACAAACCCAGAUUCAACAUCAAUUGAUUGAAGAGCAGGAGAGAUUACGACUACGACAAGCUCAACACAUUGCUGAGCUUCAUGCCCGGCAAGCUGAUGAAGUUGCUAGGAAGUUGCGAGAGCUUCAGCUGCACCAGCAGAGUGAAGAAAGGCGACUGAAGGAGCUGUGGGAUACCAGAGCGAAACAGCAAUGGCAGCGGAUCGAGGGUGUCAUAAAGCAGGAAGAGGACAAGUUGAAGGCAAAGUUAGAGGCGGAGCGGAAGGUCAAGGAGGAAGAGGAGAAGAGACAGAGGGAAGCGGAACUGAAGCGACGACUACUCGAAGAGAAGAAGAGGCAGGAAGAGGAAGCCAAGAAGCGAGAAGAAGAGGAAAGUAAGAGGAAGCAGGAGGAAGAAAGGAAACAGAGGGAAGAGGAGGAGCAGAGGUUACUGAAGGAGCAACAAGAGAAAGAUGAACGAACAAAGGCUGAACGGGACCAGCGGCAGGCCUUGGGCGUAUCGACUGCUUUAGAAGACUGGCGGCAAGCCAGACAAGCUCUCCACCAACUGAAAACGGGGGCUACACGACCAGUAAAGGCCGACAAGGCAGUGAAGUCUGCAUGGAGUGCUUUACGUCGGCAAAUUACACCAAAGAUUGGGCAGUUAACCAAUGAUGACCAGACCAUUAGCCGUAUAGCCAGCCAAAUAUACGGUCUUCUUAUGCCGAACCCAUCACUCCCACAACAGGUCUACUACUCUGCCCUCUCCUCGCUUUCCAAAGCCAUCUUACUUCAAGCCGAAACUGAGGUCACUGCGGAGAAGCGGGCUGCCAUCCCCCUGGCCCGAGUUACACGCCAUCUACUCAGCGCUCUCCCAUCCUUCCACUUCAUCUUCCUUGCCAAACUCGUGCAACGGGUGGGCAGUUGGUCUAUCCCCAUUGUAAUACCCCCCGUUGAUUUCGAUGGCAAACCGUGGAGCGACAAUGCUUCUCGCACGAAGGCUAUGGGGUAUAGGACAAGCGGCGGCGAAGCUUUCGAAAGCAACAGCGAGUACGGAAUACGGAUCUCGGGUAUCAUGCGAGUGUUUUUUCAAAUCCUCGCGAUCCCCGUUUCCCAGACAGACAAGCCGCUUCCACCUUCGUUCCAAUUACCCAGGUUCUGGAUCUGGUUCGCUAGGAUGAUGAGCGAGCCUUCGUUGCUCGUUAGUGCGGUAGCCCCCCAGGUUUUGUUUGUGGCGUUGGAUGUGUUGGGGAGUGAGGCCAAGGCGCUGUGGGGUAUUCAAUGGGUGAAGAUAUUGGGUUUGCUAUACGAGGGGGUUACUGUCGGACUAGGGAAUGGGAAGUUUAUUGGCGGGGACUCGCCUGAAGGCAAGGCGGCGAGGGUUCGCGUGCAACUAGAAGUAGAACGGUUGAUGAGUGGGCAAUGA